Messenger RNA from Grammomys surdaster, 3551 nucleotides. It is a transcript of the gene Sox13, whose product is annotated as SRY-box 13. The record is from RefSeq and is a predicted model, not a curated record. Gene Ontology annotation, biological process: cell fate commitment; regulation of transcription by RNA polymerase II. The coding region runs from base 345 to 2186 and encodes 613 amino acids. Gene Ontology annotation, molecular function: DNA-binding transcription factor activity, RNA polymerase II-specific; RNA polymerase II cis-regulatory region sequence-specific DNA binding. The transcript is spliced from 14 exons. Gene Ontology annotation, cellular component: nucleus. Lineage: Eukaryota; Metazoa; Chordata; Mammalia; Rodentia; Muridae.
CGGCCGGGAGUCCGGGAGCCGGACUGCGGAAGGGAGCACGGCGGCGGCCAGCCGGGGGCAGAGGGCAGAGUGCCGAGCGGCCUGGCUCGGCGGAGGGCGCCGCCCGACCCGUCCUCAGCUCGGCGCCCGCGACGGUGGCCAGUGGAGCCCAGCGGGCCGCCGGUCCCGAGCGCUUCCAGCCCACGGCGGGGGGCGUGCCUCCGCCCGGCCGCGCCGCCCCGGCCCGCUGCUCGCAGUGUUGCCGGGGCAUGUGAGCGGGAAGACCAGGCUGCUGGCCACCGAGACGCACUGAACAGGAGCCAGAGCGCGGAGUUGCGACCCCGGGCCAGCGCCCGACCGAUUAGAUGUCCAUGCGGAGCCCCGUCUCUGUGCAGCUGGCCCCAGACAGCGCUAGCACCAUGGUGAACUGCACCAUCAAGUCUGAGGAGAAGAAGGAGCCUUGCCACGAGGCUCCCCAAGGCACGGCCACUGCAGUGGAGCCCCAGCCUGGAGACCCAGCCCUGGCCUCCCAGGAUGCUGCCAACUCAAAAGCUCCUCCUCAGAACUGUGCCUCACCGGAGAGCAGGGGCUCCCCAGACCCCAAGAGACCAGCAGCUUCCGAGGCUGCUUCGGGAAGCCAGGAGAGGUUGGACUUCAACCGCAACUUACAGGAAGUUGUGCCAGCCAUUGAGAAGCUGCUGUCCAGUGACUGGAAGGAGAGGUUUCUGGGAAGAAGUUCUGUGGAAGCUAAGGAUGUCAAAGGGACCCAAGAGAGCCUGGCUGAGAAAGAGCUCCAGCUUCUGGUCAUGAUCCAUCAGCUAUCCGCCCUUCGGGAUCAGCUCCUUACGGCUCACUCUGAGCAGAAGAACAUGGCAGCCAUGCUGUUCGAGAAGCAGCAGCAACAGAUGGAACUGGCCAGGCAGCAGCAGGAGCAGAUUGCCAAGCAGCAGCAGCAGCUGAUUCAGCAGCAGCACAAGAUCAACCUCCUCCAGCAGCAGAUCCAGCAGGUUAACAUGCCUUAUGUCAUGAUCCCAGCCUUCCCCCCAAGUCACCAGCCUUUGCCUGUCACUCCUGACUCCCAGCUGGCUUUGCCCAUUCAGCCCAUUCCGUGCAAGCCAGUGGAGUACCCUCUGCAGCUGCUGCACAGCCCGCCUGCCCCUGUGGUGAAGAGGCCGGGGGUGGCCACCCACCACCCCCUGCAGGAGCCCCCACAACCACUAAACCUCACAGCCAAGCCCAAGGUACCUGAGCUGCCCAACACCUCCAGUUCUCCCAGCCUGAAGAUGAACAGUUGUGGGCCUCGCCCCUCCAGCCACGGGGCUCCCACAAGGGACCUGCAGUCCAGCCCCCCCAGCCUGCCUCUGGGCUUCCUUGGUGAGGGGGACGCUGUCACCAAAGCCAUCCAGGAUGCUCGGCAGCUGCUGCACAGCCACAGUGGGGCCUUGGAAAACUCCCCCAAUACGCCAUUCCGAAAGGACCUCAUCAGCCUGGACUCCUCCCCAGCCAAGGAGCGGCUGGAGGAGAGCUGUGUACAUCCCCUGGAGGAAGCCAUGCUGAGCUGUGACAUGGAUGGCUCCCGUCAUUUCUCCGAGUCUCGGAACAGCAGCCACAUCAAGAGACCCAUGAAUGCCUUCAUGGUGUGGGCCAAGGACGAGCGGAGGAAAAUUCUUCAAGCCUUCCCAGACAUGCAUAACUCCAGCAUCAGCAAGAUCCUUGGUUCUCGCUGGAAGUCCAUGACCAACCAGGAGAAGCAGCCGUACUAUGAGGAGCAGGCCCGUCUGAGCCGGCAGCACCUGGAGAAAUACCCCGACUACAAGUACAAGCCAAGGCCCAAGCGUACCUGCGUUGUGGAGGGCCGGCGGCUGCGUGUGGGCGAGUACAAGGCCCUAAUGAGGACACGGCGCCAGGGUGCUCGCCAAAGCUACACCAUCCCCCCGCAGGCUGGCCAGGCACAGGUGAACUCAGAUAUCCUGUUCCCUCGGGCAGCAGGCAUGCCCCUGGCACGUCCACUGGUGGAGCACUAUGACCCCCAGGGCCUGGACCCCAACAUGCCUGUCAUCAUCAAUACCUGCAGUCUCCGGGAGGAAGGGGAGGGCACAGAUGACAGGCACUCGGUGGCCGAUGGAGAGAUGUACCGGUACAGCGAGGACGAGGACUCAGAGGGUGAUGAGAAGAGUGACGAGGAGCUGGUGGUACUCACAGACUGAUCCCCAGCUAGCUGGGCCCGACCUGUCAACUGCUGGGGGAAAAGACCUUGUUCCCAACUGGACAGGCACAGCCAGCCUUCCUGAACUAUCUUGGUACUUGGACUUGGGUGUGCCCAGGUGAUGUGUGAAACUGCACUUGUAGAUACAUUCCCAGAGUGGGGGUCCUCCUCUCCAUCACAGCUCCGGGCACAUCCGAGGAGCUAAUGGCCUGACUGGGUGGGAUUCACGUGGCUGUGGUGAACUAAGCUGGCUGAGGGUUUUAGCCCCUGGGGCUAAUGACCAGGGACCACUGGAUGUACACCCUCCUAUAUGUCCACCUACUCGAGGGGAUGGCAGGGAUACACCUGUCCCCCCUAAGGUCACAUGCUUUUUUUCCAUUUUGUCUUGGCCCAGACCAACCAUUAUGGGACAACACCUGCCCUACAACCUCCCAGGUCACCCCUCUGUCACCUGGGUUACUUUGUACUCUGCAGUCUGGUUGUCCUGUCUUUGUCUUCCAAGUCCACGUGCCUCUGGCUACUGUUUGUCUGGGUGGCUCACGUCUUCAUCUCACCACUUCCGGCAGAAGAUACCUGCUGAGUCGUCACUGUGAGCCAGUCAUGUUGAUGGGCUCUGUGGUGUGUGUCUUGAUGCUUCUCUGGGGGCUUCUUCUGUGUUCCUUUGUCCCCAAAUUGCUACCUCUUUGUCAGUCUGGUGUCUCAGGUUCUGUGUAUUUUCUCCCCAUGUACAUUUUUCUCUCUCCAUCUGUCCCUGCUCCCACCACACCCACUAUAUUCUCUGGGUGUUUGUAGGGCCCAGCCUGCCCCUGGGACUGCCAGUUUCCUGACCCUAUGACCCCUUUCCUCCCUUCUGACUUUGCCAGUCAGUUCCCACGGAGCCAUUUUUAGCUCCCAGGACCAUGAGAGCCUGCCUAGGCCUCCAAGAGGCUCUGCCCUGUUUCCCAACCUAUGUCCCAGGCAUGGGAGCGUUUUUGUCAGUGAUAGCCCUGCAGAGGGGACCCCAUGACAGCUGGUCUCCAUCCUUUCUUCAUGAGCUUAGGCUGGGUUCUUUCGUCCCCCACCCUGUCCUGGGGAAUGGGCUUCACUCCUGUCAAGCUUCCUGGUUGUGUCCCAAGAAAAUCAAAGACCAUUAGCACCUAGAUUCAAAGAUCUGGAGCUUCCCUGAGUCAGGGAAAUGACCCCAAAACCCCACAUGGCCAGGUGCCUGCCUCCCUCAUCUCUGUUGACCCUGUUUCUCUCCAGACUGUUUCUUUUUAUGACUGUAAACAUAGAUAGUGCUUUAUUUUGUUACUAAGAAGAUAAUGAUGAAUAACUUAACCAGCAUAUUUGUUUUCUGAUGGUGUAAUAAAGACCGACCAUUUCAGAA